GGGCUAGGAACUAUCGCCAGUUAAGAAGGACUACCGAGCUAUGGGGCGGGCAAAGUAGAUAGUUGACCGCUCUCCUAAGGUCAGCAUUGGCUGGGUGAAGAGCAAAGGGGACGUCGAAUGACAGGGCAGACUGCCCAAUUAGAAAGCCGACCGGAAAUGGGCGUAGCCGGUAAACAGCACCCUAUCAGCAUGAUUGUCCAUCGGUUCGCUUUUCUAUUGGUCGUGAUCAAGAAGUGACAGUUUGAACAAGCAAUAGUCAUGGCGAGUGGCAGAAGUAGGGCGGGGCGCCGAGGAGAGCGGGGCGUCGCUGAGGCCGGAUGAGGAGAAUCCGAGGGGGAAGUUUGGUGGUUGUUGCCUGGGGCUGUGAGCUGCGGGGGGAGCUGGCCCCUUCCUUAGGUCGUUGCCAUGGGCAACCGAGGAAUGGAGGAGCUGAUCCCGCUGGUGAACAAGCUACAGGACGCCUUCAGCUCUAUCGGGCAGAGCUGCCACCUCGAUUUGCCGCAGAUCGCCGUGGUAGGCGGUCAGAGCGCGGGCAAGAGCUCAGUCCUCGAGAACUUCGUCGGCCGAGAUUUCCUGCCUCGUGGUUCUGGAAUUGUCACUAGACGACCUCUCAUCCUUCAGCUUAUAUUCUCAAAAUCAGAGUAUGCAGAAUUUUUGCACUGCAAGUCAAAGAAGUUUACAGAUUUUGAUGAAGUUCGACAGGAGAUUGAAGCGGAGACAGAGAGGGCCACGGGAACAAAUAAAGGCAUCUCUCCCAUUCCUAUUAACCUUCGGGUGUAUUCACCACAUGUGCUGAAUCUGACUUUGAUUGACCUUCCGGGUAUCACUAAGGUGCCAGUGGGUGACCAACCCCAGGACAUUGAGUACCAGAUCAAAGAGAUGAUUUUGCAGUUCAUCAGUAGAGAUAGUAGCUUGAUUCUUGCUGUGACUCCAGCAAAUAUGGAUUUGGCUAACUCAGAUGCUCUCAAAAUGGCCAAAGAAGUUGACCCACAAGGCCUACGGACAAUUGGGGUAAUAACCAAGCUAGACUUGAUGGAUGAAGGCACUGAUGCCAGAGACAUCUUGGAGAACAAACUCUUACCUCUGCGGCGAGGCUACAUUGGAGUUGUGAACCGGAGCCAGAAGGAUAUUGAUGGUAAGAAGGACAUCCGAGCAGCGCUGGCAGCUGAACGCAAGUUCUUCCUUUCCCACCCUGCUUACAGACACAUGGCAGACCGCAUGGGAACUCCCCACUUGCAGAAGGUCCUCAACCAGCAAUUGACAAACCAUAUUCGGGAGACUCUGCCAUCACUACGAAGCAAACUCCAGAGCCAGCUGCUGUCCCUAGAGAAAGAGGUGGAGGAAUAUAAGAACUUCCGCCCUGAUGACCCUACAAGAAAAACCAAAGCUUUGCUGCAGAUGGUCCAACAGUUUGCAGUAGACUUUGAGAAGCGGAUUGAAGGUUCUGGAGACCAGGUAGACACACUAGAAUUAUCCGGUGGAGCCCGAAUCAACCGCAUUUUCCACGAGAGGUUUCCCUUUGAGUUAGUCAAGAUGGAAUUUGAUGAGAAGGAUUUGAGACGAGAAAUCAGCUACGCAAUCAAAAACAUCCAUGGUGUAAGGACGGGGCUCUUCACGCCUGACAUGGCCUUUGAAACCAUAGUGAAAAAACAGAUUGUAAAACUCAAAGAGCCCAGUUUGAAGUGUGUUGAUCUGGUGGUCUCAGAGCUGUCCAUGGUCAUUAAAAAGUGUGCAGAGAAGCUUGGUUCCUACCCCAGGCUGCGAGAGGAGACAGAGAGAAUUGUUACUACAUACAUUCGAGAACGGGAAGGAAGGACUAAGGACCAGAUUCUCCUGCUGAUUGACAUAGAGCUGUCCUACAUCAACACUAACCAUGAAGACUUCAUUGGAUUUGCCAACUGUUACACUGAGCAGCACGUGGCAGCAGGUGCACAGCAAAGAAGCACCCAAGCCAACAAGAAAAGAGCCAUCCCAAAUCAGGGUGAGAUACUGGUAAUCCGCCGAGGCUGGCUGACGAUCAACAACAUUAGCAUCAUGAAAGGUGGUUCCAAGGAGUAUUGGUUUGUCUUGACAGCAGAGAGUUUGUCUUGGUACAAGGAUGAGGAGGAGAAAGAGAAGAAGUACAUGCUACCUCUGGACAACCUGAAAAUCAGAGAUGUAGAAAAAGGUUUCAUGUCCAACAAGCAUGUCUUUGCCAUCUUUAACACAGAGCAAAGGAAUGUAUACAAAGACCUGCGUCAGAUUGAGCUCGCCUGUGAUUCCCAGGAAGACGUGGACAGCUGGAAGGCCUCCUUCCUUCGUGCUGGUGUUUAUCCUGAGAAAGAUCAAGUGGAGAAUGAGGAAGGGGCCCAGGAGAACACCUUUUCCAUGGAUCCUCAGCUAGAGCGUCAAGUGGAAACCAUUCGCAAUCUUGUUGACUCGUAUGUUGGGAUCAUCAACAAGUCCAUCCGGGACCUCAUGCCAAAGACAAUAAUGCACCUAAUGAUAAACAAUACCAAGGAUUUCAUCCACUCGGAGUUGCUGGCCUACCUAUACUCCUCUGCAGACCAAAACAGUUUGAUGGAGGAGUCAGCAGACCAGGCACAGCGCAGGGAUGACAUGCUGAGAAUGUACCAUGCUCUGAAGGAGGCAUUGCACAUAAUUGGAGACAUCAGUACCAGCACUGUUUCUACACCUGUUCCUCCACCUGUUGAUGACACAUGGCUGCAGCCAGGGAGCAGUGGGCAUAGCCCAACACCACAACGCAGGCCUCCUUCUAACGUGUUGCCACCAGGGAGACCCCCUGCUGUGAGGGGCCCAAUGCCAGGCCCUCCCUUGAUCCCAGUACCAGCAGCAGGAUCUUCCUCUUUUGUGGCACCACCCAUUCCUUUACGCCCUGGACCGCAAAGUUCAUUUGUUGCUAACAAUGACCCUUUCGCAGCUCCUCCUCAGAUUCCUUCACGACCAGCACGUGUUCCACCCGGCAUCCCUCCAGGCGUACCCAGCAGAAGACCCCCGGCAGCACCGAACCGGCCCACCAUUAUCAGACCAUCUGAGCCCUCCUUAUUAGAUUAACCACCACCACUACGGCGGGGGAGUGGGGGGGUGUUGCUUGUUAACUACCUUGUGAAGAGAAUUCAUGCCUAAUCUCUUGUAUAAAAGAGCUCUUUGCAACUGUGAUCCAUCUGUAGCCAAGGCCCAUUUCCCCCAUACCCACCAUAACCACCAAUAGCACAACCACCAGCAGUAACCAGGUGAUGGGUGCUAUGGGUCCGUUCCCUGUAAAUAGCCCUGAGAGGCCAAGCAUUCCUUGUAGUAGUUUCCCUCUCUGUCUCUGGGUCUUGGCUAGGGAGGGAUUUGGUAACUUCUUCUGGGGGAAGAAAAGAUUGGUUUCUUCAUCCUCCUCUUGGUGCCACACCAGACCCAUUCCACUUGAGAACAUGGAAGAUUCUGUUUUGUGGAGUUUUGCACUUUGUUGAAAAUACAUAAAGGAACCCUAGCUGAGUGCCAUGGGAUUGCUUGUGAGUGUGUGAAAUUCACUGAACUGUAGCAAGACAUUACAAGCAGAAUUUUUGGAAAGAGGAAGGCACUGGGUUGCUUUUGAGCCUCAGGUAUAUUGCUGACUUGUAUGUCAUGCCACCCUCUGCACAACCAGUGCUGUUCAUACUUAAAACAGAAGCAGUGAACGUUGAUCUCAGUAUGCCAGUUAUGGUUAGAUAAGCAUGACGAGCGGCGACUCCUAUGUUACACAUCCAGAUGGCUAGUUGCAGGGAUAUCUUAGUCCUUUCAGGUUGUAACAGCAGCUGACUGUUCCCUAACUGACUGUGACUGUGUUGAACCUGCCCUGUUCCACAUGAAGAAGUAUCAGGGCUUUGAACAGCUUAUUAGGAUUGUAGUCUCUGAGAAAGUGUUUUCCUCCCUAAUCAGAAGGGUGAAUUGACCCUGUGCAUGGAACUCAUGUUGUCUUUGAGAUCAGCUGUGCUUCAGCCUACCUCUGCUUCUAAGCUGCACCAGGUUCUUCAAGGCAAACAGUGUCCAGAUAUAGGUCGUGUGGCACUAAUACUGGAAGGUUGCCCUAUCCCACAGAAGCUCCCAUAGGAGGCUGUGGCCCCUCAGAAGAGUUUGAAUUGGCUGCUCCAUUUCUAUGCCUUUGAUGUCCUGAGAGCAACACUGGAACCUUCUCAAUAGGACUAGUAAAAGCACUCUGCCCUCCCUGGGCUGUAGCUGUAUAUAUUUCUUCAGAAAGACAGACUGUAUUAAUACUUGUAUAAAUUCUAGAUUUUUUAAAAAUGGAAAUCAUCAGUUAAGCCCCUGCCCCCACCCCAGGAUAUAACUGUCAGGGAUACCUCAGCCCUUCCUGAGAUGAACAGCCACACGCGCACACACACACACACACACACACACCCCACCUGCCUUAAAUGUUUCCCACCAGUGGCUUCUUCCUUUCCUGCCUGAUUUGGAGCAGUAGUUUCUCACAUCAUGUUCUGAAAGAUACUUUUCCACAGACGGUGCUAACUUGUGCCUUUAUUGCUUGAAUCCAAUGCCGUCUGGCCUAAUAAACCAGUGUUGCCUUCCUUUGAAUUUCCCUCUGCCCCGCCUCUUGAGUCGUCAUUAAAGGCUUUGACCCUCUAUUGUAGCGCAUUUCAUAACCUCUCUACCAUUUCCUGCCCACUGGUUGCUUCUCUGACAACUUGCAUUUGCUUGGUAGCAUGGACUUCCUCUUUAAUUCAUGUUGAUUUGCUUCCUAUUGCCAUGUGUGAAGAAGUUUUGGGGUCUUUUCUCCCACGUCUUCAGAUGAAAAAAAGCUCCCAACCGUUUGACAUAAGUGCCUCCAUUCUGUAUCCUAUUAAUAAACUAAAAUAAAGGGAAAUUCUGCUGGUGGAAGGUC
Messenger RNA from Hemicordylus capensis (graceful crag lizard), 4867 nucleotides. It is a transcript of the gene DNM2, whose product is annotated as dynamin 2. Gene Ontology annotation, cellular component: membrane; cytoplasm; microtubule. The record is from RefSeq and is a predicted model, not a curated record. NCBI's taxonomy places the organism in Eukaryota, Metazoa, Chordata, Lepidosauria, Squamata, Cordylidae. Bases 406 to 3054 code for a protein of 882 amino acids. The transcript is spliced from 22 exons. Gene Ontology annotation, molecular function: GTPase activity; microtubule binding; GTP binding.